Linum trigynum is the source of this 1158-nucleotide messenger RNA. Lineage: Eukaryota; Viridiplantae; Streptophyta; Magnoliopsida; Malpighiales; Linaceae. The record is from the annotation of a GenBank genome assembly.
AUGGCACCGGCGGCCGCUGCUCCAUCACUCCUCCGCCAACCACGCGACGAGCCGACGUCCGACGACUCCGAAUCCGACUCCCUGAUCGCCCCACUGGGCCGGGACCUAUCCAUCAGCUGCCUCGUCCGCUGUCGGCGAGCCGACCACGACAAGGUCGCCGCCCUGAACAAGUCCUUCCGCUCGUUGAUCCGCGGCGGCGAGCUCUACCGGCAGCGGCAGAUCGCUGGAAUCGCGGAGCCCUGGGUGUACAUGUCCUGCAACCUCAUGCAGUGGGAGGCCUUCGAUCCGGCCACCCGCCGGUGGUUCAACGUCCCCAAGAUGCCGGCCGACCCCGUCUUCAUGCACUCCGACAAGGAGUCCCUCGCCGUCGGGACCGAGCUGUUGAUCGUCGGCCGGGAAAUGGAGGACAUGGCUAUUUACAAGUACAGGCUUGACACCAACCAAUGGACCACCGAUAAUCCACCGAUGAACACCCGGCGGUGCCUCUUCGCCUCGGCCAGCGCCGGCUCUCUCGCCUACGUCGCCGGUGGCGUCACCAUCAAGGGCGAGAUCCUCACCUCCGCGGAGCUCUAUAACUCAGACACCGCCACGUGGAAACCGCUCCCCGGCGGCGGGCUGAAGACCCCGCGGAAGAAGUGCUGCGGGGUGAUGAUGGACGGCAAGUUCCACGUCAUGGGCGGGUACGGCCCCGACAGGGUCCCGAUGACGUCAGCCGAGGUGUACGACCCGAGGACCAUGACGUGGGAGGUGGUCCCCGACAUGUGCCCGCCGUCGUGCGGGCCGUACGGCUGCCCGCCGCUGUGCGCGGUAGUGGGUGACGAGCUGUACGCCGCCGAGGUGGCGGACAAGAAGAAGAUGGAGCUGUGGAGGUACGUGAAGGGGAGGAACGCGUGGGUGAGCGUCGGGAAGCUGCCGGCGACGGUGGCGUGUACGGGCGGGUGGGGGAUGGCGUUUAAGGGUGUUGGGGAGAGGCUGGUGGUGAUCGGCGGGCCGAGAGGAGGGAUUGGGGUUGUGGAGAUACACUCGUGGGUUCCGCCGGCGGCGGUGGCGGAGGAGGGGGAUGGUGGUGGUGGGAGUGCGGUGCCGCUGCGGUGGGAGGUGAUUGCCGGGAGACAAUCGGGGACGUUUGUGUACAACUGUGCUAUCAUGAGCUGCUGA